Messenger RNA from Motacilla alba alba, 1590 nucleotides. It is a transcript of the gene RHOF, whose product is annotated as ras homolog family member F, filopodia associated. Bases 106 to 768 code for a protein of 220 amino acids. The transcript has 5 exons. Lineage: Eukaryota; Metazoa; Chordata; Aves; Passeriformes; Motacillidae. Gene Ontology annotation, molecular function: GTPase activity; GTP binding. The record is from RefSeq and is a predicted model, not a curated record. Gene Ontology annotation, biological process: small GTPase-mediated signal transduction; cell migration.
CCCCGGCGGGGCGCGGGCGGCUCUGCCCGCCCCGGGCGCGGAGGGGGAGCGGAGCCUCGUCCCGGCCGCGCUGCGCCCUCAGCGGGCCCGCUCCGCUCCCGCUCCAUGGAAGCGGCCAACGGGGCCGUGCCCGAGGGCGCGGCGGAGCAGCCCCGCGGCCCCGCGGCCGCCCCGUCGGGCAGGAAGGAGGUGAAGGUGGUGAUCGUGGGCGACGGAGGCUGCGGGAAGACGUCGCUGCUGAUGGUGUACGCCAAGGGCUCCUUCCCCGAGCAAUACGCGCCCUCUGUUUUUGAGAAGUACACAACGAGUGUGACGGUGGGGAAGAAGGAGGUCACCCUGAACCUGUACGACACCGCAGGGCAGGAGGACUACGAUCGGCUCCGGCCACUUUCUUACCAGAACACCAAUGUCGUUUUAAUUUGUUACGAUGUCAUGAACCCCACUAGCUAUGAUAAUGUAGCAGCCAAGUGGUAUCCUGAAGUGAAUCACUUCUGCCGGGGUGUCCCGCUCGUGCUGAUCGGCUGCAAGACCGACCUUCGGAAGGACAAGGAGCAGCUGCGCAAGCUCAGGGCUGCCAGGCAGGAGCCCAUCACCUACAACCAGGGUGAGGCGGCUUGCAGGGAGAUUAAUGCACAAAUUUACCUGGAAUGCUCAGCAAAAUGUCGUGAGAACAUAGAAAAUGUUUUUAAAGAAGCCACAACCAUUGCACUGAGUGCCAUGAAGAAAGCCAAGGGCCACAGGAAACGGAAAGUAUGCUCUGUGUUAUGAUCUGGACUGCACGAGAGCCAAGUGAUUCAGAUUUUAUAAAAGUUUCACUUUAAAAACAUUUUUUUAACAUGUUUGUAUUCCAAGGAUAAUUUUUAUUUUAAUUAUUUUUAGUAUUUUUGCACUUUUGUUACACUGUUCUCACGGAGUUUUCAAAGCUGUUUGUCACAGUUAACUCAUGCUGUGUGCCUUCACCCAUCUGGCUUUUGCUUCUGAGUGUGAGCAACUCACUAUUUAAACUGCAAUGAACAGCAACUGCUACUAUGUAAUUUAGUGUCGGGGUUUUUCUUCCUCUGCAAAAUAAUUGUGUCAUGUUAGAGCUACAAUUUACUGCCUUUUUCCAGUAGAAAACUCACAUCUUUCAGGAGCAAUGUUAAAGCAGCUCUUCAGGCAGAAGAAGAGACAGAAGAAGUUUUGUCGUAACAUUUUCAAGUUAAUUUGCUUGGUGGCAAUGGCAGGAGGGGGCCUCAAGCUGCCCCCUGAGUGCAGAUGGAACAUCCACCACCUCCUGGAGCAGCUCUGCAGACCUGCACCUCAGAGUUCUUCAAGGCCUGCUGCUGGAAUGGAAAGUGGCAUUUAUCAGUGGAAAUACAUCAGUUGCUCCAAUUAAAUAACGGAGUAUCGUGGGAAACAGUUAAUUUACAGCACUCAAAUUUAAAAGUACUCCAAGCAGCUACUACGUGUUCUGUUAAGUCAGUCUUAUGAUAAACAUUUACAGCCUAUUUAAUACAAGACAGAUGCAAAUCAUGGUGCACACUGGAGGAAAAAUUCAUUCACUUGUGAAAUCAUCUCUGCUGGUAUAAAUUAAAAUCUUCCUUUUUGUGA